This is a messenger RNA of Erigeron canadensis, 1986 nucleotides long. RefSeq names its product pentatricopeptide repeat-containing protein At2g35130. The record is from RefSeq and is a predicted model, not a curated record. NCBI's taxonomy places the organism in Eukaryota, Viridiplantae, Streptophyta, Magnoliopsida, Asterales, Asteraceae. Gene Ontology annotation, molecular function: protein binding. The coding region runs from base 132 to 1862 and encodes 576 amino acids. The transcript is spliced from 8 exons.
UUGUUUUCUUCCCUCCACAUAUUUAUCUAUUUACUCGUAAUAAUUUAAUAUUAUUAUUCUGCUUUAUCAUCUCAUCUCUCAAACGUCUUACCUUCAUCUGUUCAAUUCAAUACAUAUACAUACUACAUUUCAUGUUGACAAUUAAAUUUGGAGUAAAUUGCUUCCUUAUCGACCCAAGAAGUUGCAAGUGCAACUAUGAACGAACAGAUAGAACUCCCAAUGCUCAGCCUAAAGAGAAAUUCAAGCGUGAUAGUCUUUACAUAGACGAGCAAGGGAAAUUAAGAAAGUUUAAUCAUAAAAAGGUUUCACGGAAAAGGGGGGGUUCCUUAAGGGGACAAGGAUGGAAAUAUGGAUCAGGAUUCGUCGACGGAAUAUUUCCAGUGCUUAGCCCUGAUGCUCAGCAGAUUUUGAACUUCAUGAAAAAGGAAACGAAUGUUAACAGGGUAUGGGAUGCGCUUAGCAGUCUCCCUCCCACCUACACAACAUGGGAUGAUAUCAUCAGUGUUGCUGUUCAACUGCGUCUCAAUAAAAGAUGGGAUCCGGUCAUAUUGAUGUGUGAAUGGAUAUUGUACAGGAGUAGUUUCCAGUCAGAUAUCAUUUGCUACAAUUUACUUAUUGAUGCUUUUGGGCAAACGUUGUGCCCUGACAAGGCAGAAUCUACUUAUCUGAACCUUCUAGACACUCGGUGCAUUCCUACUGAGGAUACUUAUGCACUUCUUCUGAGGGCCUAUUGUAUAAGUGGAUUACUAGAGAAAGCUGAAGCUGUCUUUAUGGAAAUGGAUAAAUAUGGCCUUUCACCAAGUGCGGUGGUGUACAACGCAUACAUUGAUGGGCUACUAAAGGGCAGAAACUCACAGAAAGCUAUCGAAAUAUUCCAAAGGAUGAAGAGAAAUUCCUGCGAACCCUCUACUAAUACCUAUACAAUGUUGAUCAACUUAUAUGGAAAGGCAAACCGUUCAUACAUGGCUUUAAAGGUGUUCAAUGAAAUGAAAAGUCAAAAGUGCAAACCCAAUAUCUGUACAUACACUGCUUUGAUAAAUGCGUUUGCUAGGGAAGGUCUUUGUGAGAAAGCAGAAGAUAUAUUUGAGCAGCUACAGGAAGCUGGGAUUGAGCCUGAUGUCUAUGCUUACAAUGCACUGAUGGAAGCAUACAGCCGGGCAGGUUUCCCUUAUGGUGCUGCGGAAAUCUUUUCGCUGAUGCAAAAUAUGGGCUGUGAACCAGAUAGAGCAUCAUUUAACAUCAUGGUUGAUGCGUAUGGAAGAUCUGGUCUUCAUGAAGAUGCCCGAUUAGUGUUUGAAGAGAUGAAGCGGCUGGGAAUAGAACCAACAAUGAAAUCACAUAUGGUGUUUCUAUCAGCUUACUCCAAAGUUGGUAAUGUGUCAAAGUGUGAAGAGAUUGUGAGCCAAAUGCAUAAAUCCGGGCUUGAACCUGACACUUUUGUGCUGAACACAAUGCUAAACGUUUAUGGGCGAGUGGGUCAUUUCAAAAAGAUGGAAGAAGUUUUAGCAGUUAUGGAAAGUAGACCAUAUGUACCUGAUAUCAGCACGUAUAACAUUUUGAUCAAUAUGUAUGGACGUGCGGGCUAUUUUGAGCAAAUGGAAAAGAUUUUCCGAUUGCUGCCAACAAAGAAAUUGCAAAGAGAUGUGGUGACAUGGACUUCUCGACUUGGAGCCUAUUCUAGGAAGAAACAAUACACAAGAUGCUUAGAAAUAUUCGAAGAGAUGAUCUCUGAUGGAUGUUACCCUGAUGGAGGAACUGCAAGAGUGCUUCUUUCUGCAUGUUCUACCAAGGAGCAAGUUGAACAAGUCUCUUUAGUUCUUAGGACAAUGCACAAGGAUAUGAAAACAGACCUACAUAUUUAGUGGACUUGUUUAUAGAUGAUUAUUCCAACCCAUUUGUUUUUGAAUGGGUCAAUUUGGGUUGUCAUUUUCUUAAACGGUCAAAUAGUUGUUUUAGCUAAAAAAGGGUACGGGUUAGAUUACUACA